AUGAGAAAAACGGGUGAAUACAAAGAGAUACCAGUAGCCAAGGGGUCUAUCCCGUAUUUUGGGCACUCGCGUUCCUAUUUGUACACGUCUAUGUUUGAUAUCCCGGCCAUUUUGAUGGCUCAGAGAAACAAAGACCUGGGGCCCAUUGUUCGUUAUAAUAUGGGAUCACAACCAUGGCUCAUUAUUUCGGAUGCUGACAUGGCCCAUGAACUAUUGAAUACGCAUGGCGUGGCAACAUCGCAUCGUGCUAACCAUACCUAUGGGAAUGCAUUUGAUGUGGCACAAUACGGCAUCACCUUUCAUGAUCCAGUUGGUAGCCGUUGGAAAAGAAUGAGGGCUGUUCUCAGCCAAUUUGUAGCACCAAAGCAACUAAGUAUCCAUGACGACAUCCUCCACAAGGAAGCCGACUACGCUGUGAAGCGUCUUUUGUCAUCAUCCAAUGGGCCACCUACUGCAGUUUUCAAUUCAUUGCACCAAUCAACAUUGAACGCUACACUCAUGCUCGGUUUCAACUAUCGUAUUGAAGACCCUGAGGAUCCAUUCCUUGCAAAGAUAUUCGAUUUGAUUACAAUAAGCAUAGACAGCAAUGAACAUUUGUACGACCGUCGUGCAUUCUUUCCAAUCACUAUGGCCCUGGUUGACUGGUGGAAGCAAACAUACAAGAAACUUGUUCGUGUUGGAACCGAGUUACGGCCUAUGGUAUUACAAAAACUUGCUCGCCAUGGAUUCGACAGCGAUAGGGAAUGUCUUUUUAAGGUCGUUGAUGCGAUACGAGAUGGCAAGGAUAUUGAUGAUGAAGCUGUGCGCAGCUUAUGUUUUGAGCUGGUUGCCGCGGGAACGGGUACUACGGCUGCAGCCAUGACGUGGAUCUUGGUUAUCCUUUGCAAUCAACCUAACGACCAAGAAAGGAUACAAGCCGAAAUUGAUGCUUUUAUCAAGACCCAUGGUCGUAUCCCGGUAUUCAACGAUCGUGAACAAUUACCAUUGUUCAUGUCAGCCAUCAAGGAAUGCUUACGUCUUCGUCCCAUUGCGCCGCUUGCCUUGGCACGUCAAACAUCCGAAGAUGUCGUUUGUCGAGGCUAUUUCAUUCCCAAAGGUACCAUUCUUCGCCCAAACAUUUAUGCCAUGAACCACAAUCCCGAGGUCUAUCCUAAUCCCGAUCGAUUUGUGAUCGAUCGCUUUUUGGAUGAACCCCGAACUAUGUGGACCUUAAGCAAAGCCAAAGCACAAGAGCGUGAUCAAUUUACGUUUGGGUUUGGCAGACGCAUAUGCCCUGGUAUCAAUUUGGCUGAGAACGAGAUUUUCAAUGUCUUGGUGCGCUUAUUGGCUCAAGCAAGCAUUAAGCCUGUUCUCGACAAGGACAACAAACCAACCUACCCAAGCAUUAAUGGCUUCAUCAAUGCUGGUACAGUUAUGGUUCCUGCCCAGGAUACAAUGCAGUUUGUCAAACGUGAUAAUCCCUUGAACCUUUAA
Lichtheimia ornata is the source of this 1473-nucleotide messenger RNA. RefSeq lists its product as uncharacterized. The record is from RefSeq and is a predicted model, not a curated record. NCBI's taxonomy places the organism in Eukaryota, Fungi, Mucoromycota, Mucoromycetes, Mucorales, Lichtheimiaceae. The transcript is spliced from 7 exons. Gene Ontology annotation, molecular function: monooxygenase activity; heme binding; oxidoreductase activity, acting on paired donors, with incorporation or reduction of molecular oxygen. The coding region runs from base 1 to 1473 and encodes 490 amino acids.